AGCAAUUAUUUUUUCUGCAGUUCUAAUUAUCCUCUGAAGUCUGUGUUUUUCUUGUUGGGUUGCAGAACCGAACCAGACAGUUAUAGAGGUGCAAAUGACAGACUCAAUAAUUCCUCUGUAGAAUUGGAUCAGCAGCUCCUUGGGCAGUUUGAGCUUACUGAGUUGGCGCAGAAAGAACAUUCUUUGUUGUCCUUUUUUAAUGAUGUUUUUGAUGUUAGCUGUCCAUUUGAGAUUUUGCGAUAUGAUAGAACCCAGAAAUUUGAAGGUUGAAUUGAAAGGAUUUUAUAAUCCUUUCCUCCAUUCCCCGAAACAACAUUAACAUUAAUAAUUUUUCUAUCAUUAACCCAUUAUAGUCUUACUUAAAUGACACAAUUCUCUGCUUAAUUUUUAAUAUGUUUAAAUCUAAGGUCAGCCAUCCAAAAUCCAUUCUUGAAACUAUCGUGCCAUCUAGGGAAUAGUUCUGAAAUCACAAAAACUAUUCCAUUCUUAACUAUCUUUCUCUGCCUCUAAGUAUCCUCUUAAUAUAGUAAAGUGGCCUUUAAUAUAUUUAAAUCUGAGGUCAGCCAUCCCAAGCCUUUCUUGAAGCUAUCAUGCUGUCUGGGGAAUAGUUCUGAAAUCAUAAAAACCAUUCCAUUCUUAACUAUCUUUCUCUACCUCUAAAUAUCCUCUUAGUAUCCUCUGACUAUAGUUACAGAUCACAAAUAACUAAGUGGCCUUUUAUAUUUAAAUCAGAGGUCAGCCAUCCAAAGUCCUUUCUUGGAGCUGUUGUGCCAUCUGGGGAAUAGUUCUGAAAUCACAAAAACUAUUCCAUUCUUAACUAUCUUUCUCUGCUUCUAAAUAUCCUCUUGGUAUCCUCUUGGUAUAGUUACAUAACAUAACAUAACAACAGAGUUGGAAGGGACCUUGGAGGCCUUCUAGUCCAACCCCCUGCCUAGGCAGGAACCCUACACCAUCUCAGUCAGAUGGUUAUCCAACAUUUUCUUAAAAAUUUCCAGUGUUGGAGCAUUCACAACUUCUGCAGGCAAGUCGUUCCACUUAUUAAUUGUUCUAACUGUCAGGAAAUUUCUCCUUAGUUCUAAGUUGCUUCUUUCUUUGAUCAGUUUCCACCCAUUGCUUCUUGUUCUACCCUCAGGUGCUUUGGAGAACAGCCCGACUCCCUCUUCUUUGUGGCAAUUCACAAAUCACGAUUCACAAAUAGCAAAGUGCCCAGUUUAUCUUGUUUGAAAACAAUUAAGCUGCUUCUUGUGUAAUUUCUUCCUUUGCCAUUAGGUGUAGCACAUUCUCCAUUUUAUUUCUAUCAUGUUAGAUCAUGCCUUUCCUUUGUCCUCAUAUAUUUCCUUUUUUCCAAGUUUCUUCGCACUUUAAUAUUUUCUUUGUAUUUUGUUUAAUUCCAAGUUACAAUGGGUGGAGGAUUCAAAGUGGUCCAAUAAAGUCAAUUUAAUAGUUUCUUUAUAUUUCAUUUAAUUCCAAGUUACAGAGGCUAGAGGGAUUCAAAGUGUUCCAGUAAAGUCAAAAUAAUAUUUCUUUAACUCCUUUUUCUUUUCUCCCUUCUUGCAUAUUCUGCACUGUUAGUCAAAACUUUCAAUUUAGUUGAAAUAAAAUUUCUUUUUCAUUUCUUCCUCUGUCAUAAAGUAUCUCCUUUUUAACAGUCUUUAUAUUUCAUUCAAAGUGUUCCAAUAAAGUCAAUAUAGUAUUUCUUUAACUCCUUUCUCCUUUCUUGCAUGUUCUAAACAAUCAAUCAAAACUUCAAGUUUAAUUGGAGCACAAUUUCUUUUUCAUUUCUAUAGUAGCCAUUUUAUUUCUGAAAGCCAUGCCUUUCCUUUGUCUUUUUUCAAGUCUCUAUUUUUAAUUUUGGCUCUAAGCUUCAAUUCCAAGCCCUCUUUGUCAAAGUCCAAAUAUCUUUCCUUCCGCUGCUGCAAUAUUUAAGAACAGUUUUAAUUUUUGGUCACUACCUUUAAAGCGCUCCAUGGCUUGGAGCCUGGGUACUUACGGGACCGCCUACUGUUACCCCGUGCCUCCCACCGACCCGUACGCUCACACAGAGAGGGACUUCUCAGGGUGCCGUCCGCCAAGCAAUGCCGGCUGGUGGCCCCCAGGGGAAGAUCCUUCUCUGUGGGGGCUCCUAACCUCUGGAACGAACUUCCCCCUGGCUUGCGCCAAGUACCUGAUCUUCGGACCUUUCGCCGCGAGUUGAAAAUGUAUUUAUUUACUCGUGCGGGGCUGGCUUAAAUUUUAAAUUUUUAAAUUUUAAAUUUCUAGAUGAAUUUUAAUGGGUUUUUUAGAUUUUAAAUGUUUUUAAAUUUUCGGCCAAUUAUAUAAUAAGUUUUUAAAUUUUGUUUUAAUUGUAUAUUGCUUGUGUUCUUAUUCUGGCUGUAAACCGCCCUGAGUCCUUCGGGAGAAGGGCGGUAUAAAAAUCUGAUUAAUAAUAAUAAUAAUUUUAAAAAAGGCUUAUUUUUUAUCUUUAGUUAGGGCUCCAAACUUCAUAUUCCUCGUUGUCAAAGUCCAGAUAUCUUUUACUUUCACAUAGCAAUUAGCGGCUGUUACAAUGUUUCUCUUCUCUUAAGCUUAUGUUCAUUUCCUCAAAAAUGCCUCAGACUCCCGACAAUCAUUCUAUUUUACUUAUUUAGGGCUCUAGACUUCAGAUCCAAGCCCUUUCUUAUAGAAUUUAGAUAUCUUUCAAGUUAUUUCUUUCCAAUUUCACUUAUGCAUUCAAUUUAGCUGCUAAUUCAAAGUUUCUUUAAUGCUUGUGACUAUUUUUAUACAACGCCUCUUUGUGGGUAGCUUUUUCACUCACCCGACUUCAAUACUCUGAUUCUAAUGCUUCUUCCUCCUGUUUGAUACUUGUGGCCGUCUCCAACUUUGUGGCAGCUGAUGUCGGCUGUCAUGCCUCCCCGGUGGGUCGGGGGGAAAAGACCGGAGCUGCAGGGAGUUUGCUGCCUCCCUGAUCACUCCGCGGCUCCCCCAUUCUUCGCUGCCACUUCGAGGAUGCUAUAGUCCAUGGCAGACCCCCAUUCUGGGGGGAAUUUCGGUGUUCACCCCGGAGCUGUCAGGGUGAGAGACAAGGGAGAGAACGACAAGAACAAAGUUUUGAGCUGGAAAAAAUAAGAGUUUCUGGAACUGAAGCAAACAUUAUCUAAGAAGUCAAGGGGAAUAAUAUCGGAAUAACGAAAAAGUGGAAAUAAUUGGCAGUCAGCCGGAAGGAAAAGGUUACUUGGACAGCCAAAAUGGGGAGACACAAGAGGACUCGCACUGGGGAGAAACUCUUUGGAUGUCCGGAUUGUGGGAAAAGUUUCUCCUCGAAUUCUAGCCUGGUCAUCCACAAAAGGACUCACACAGGAGAGAAACCAUAUGAGUGUCCGAAUUGUGGGAAAAGUUUCCAGCAGAAUUCCCACCUGGUGGAUCAUCAGAGGACUCACACAGGAGAGAAACCAUAUAAGUGCUGUGAUUGUGGGAAAUGUUUCUCUCGGAAUUCUAGCCUGGUGAUACACCAGAGGACUCACACAGGAGAGAAACCAUAUGAGUGUCUGUAUUGUGGGAAAACUUUCAGUCACAGUUCCUACCUAGUGAAACACCAGAGGACUCACACGGGAGAGAAACCAUAUAAGUGUCCAGAUUGUGGGAAAAGUUUCCAGCAGAAUUCCCAUCUGGUGGAUCAUCAGAGGACUCACACAGGAGAGAAACCAUAUAAGUGUUGUGAUUGUGGGAAAGGUUUCUCUAGGAAUUCUAGCCUUGUGAUACACCAGAGGACUCACACUGAAGAGAAAACAUAUGAGUGUCUGUAUUGUGGGAAAUGUUUCAGUCAUAGUUCCUAUCUAGUGAAACACAAGAGGAUUCACAUGGGAGAGAAGCCAUAUGAGUGUCCAGAUUGUGGGAAGAGUUUUCAGCAGAAUUCCCACCUGGUGGAUCAUCGGAGGACUCAUACAGGAGAGAAACCAUAUAAAUGUUGUGAUUGUGGGAAAUGUUUCACUUGGAAUUAUAGCCUGGUGAUACACCAGAGGACUCACACGGGAGAGAAACCAUAUAAGUGCUUGAAUUGUGGGAAGACUUUCAGUCAGAAUUCCCACCUGCUGAAACACCACAAAACUCACACGGGAGAGAAACCAUAUGAGUGUCCGGAUUGUGGGAAAACUUUCCGUCAGAAUUCCCACCUGGUGAAACAUCAGAGGACUCACACAGGAGAAAAACCAUAUGAAUGUCCAGAUUGUGGGAAAAGUUUCCAGCAGAAUUACAAUCUGUUGGAACAUCAGAGGACUCACACAGGAGAGAAACCAUAUAAGUGUUGUGAUUGUGGAAAAUGUUUCUCUUGGAAUUCUAGCCUGGUGAUACACCAGAGGAAGGAUUCACAUGGGAGAGAACCAUAUGAGUGUCCAGAUUGUGGGAAGAGUUUUCAGCAGAAUUCCCACCUGGUGGAUCAUCGGAGGACUCAUACAGGAGAGAAACCAUAUAAAUGUUGUGAUUGUGGGAAAUGUUUCACUUGGAAUUAUAGCCUGGUGAUACACCAGAGGACUCACACGGGAGAGAAACCAUAUAAGUGCUUGAAUUGUGGGAAGACUUUCAGUCAGAAUUCCCACCUGCUGAAACACCACAAAACUCACACGGGAGAGAAACCAUAUGAGUGUCCGGAUUGUGGGAAAACUUUCCGUCAGAAUUCCCACCUGGUGAAACAUCAGAGGACUCACACAGGAGAAAAACCAUAUGAAUGUCCAGAUUGUGGGAAAAGUUUCCAGCAGAAUUACAAUCUGUUGGAACAUCAGAGGACUCACACAGGAGAGAAACCAUAUAAGUGUUGUGAUUGUGGAAAAUGUUUCUCUUGGAAUUCUAGCCUAUUCAUGCACCAGAGGAUUCAUAAACAACAGAAACUAUAUGAAUGUCCAGAUUGUGGGAAAAGUUUCAGUCGGAAUUCCAGUUUGGUGAUACACCAGAGGACUCACACAGGAGGGAAACUGUAUAACUGUCCAGAUUGUGGGAAAAGUUUUAGUCAGAAUUCCGAGCUGGUGAGUCACCAGAGGAUUCACACAGGAAAAAAACCAUAUCAGUGUCUUGAAUGUGGGAAAAGUUUCAGUUGGAAUUCCACUUUGGUGAUUCACCAGAGGACUCACACAGGAGAGAAACCAUAUGAGUGUCCAGAUUGUGGGAAAAGUUUCAGUCAGAAUUCCCACCUGGUGAGACAUCGGAUAACUCACACAGUAGAAAAACCAUAUAAGUGUUUGGUUUAUGAGAAACGUUUCCAGGACAAUUUCAACCUGGUGAUUCACCAGAGGAUUCAUAUGGGAGAGAAACCAUAUGAGUGUCUGUAUUGUAGGAAAAGUUUCUCUCAGAGUUCUAGUCUGGUGAGACACGAGAGCAUUCACAAAAGAGAGAAACCGUAUGAAUGUCCAGAUUGUGGGGAAAGUUUCAGUCAGAGUUCCCACCUAAUGAAACAUAAGAAAACUCAUGCAGGAGAGAAACCAUAUAAGUGUCUUGAUUGUGGGAAAAGUUUCAGUCAGAAUGACAACCUGGUGAAACAUCAGAGGAUUCACACGGGAGAGAAACCAUAUAAGUGCUUAGAUUGUGGGAACAAUUUCAGUCAGUGUUCCCACCUGAUGAAACACCAGAAAACUCACACAGGAGAGAAACCAUGAGUGUCUGGGUUGUGAGAAAAGUUUCCAGCAGCAUUCCCAACUAGUGGAACAUCGGAGGACUGACACAGGAGAGAAACCAUAUGAGUGUCUUGAAUGUGAGAAAGGUUCAAUCAGAAUUCCCAUUUGGUGAUAUACUGGAGGACUCAUACAGGAGAGAAAUCCUAUGAAUGUCCGGAUUGUGGGAAAGAUUUCAGUACUAGGUCUAGCAUUACAAAUCAUGUAAGGUUACACAUAGGGGAGUAAUCAUUCAACUACCCAGAUUGCAGACAAACAUUGUUUUGCACAAAAUUCCUCCCUGAUCACAGUUGGGGCAAAAUUUGAUGUGUGUAAAGGAAUGUUGAAAUUUGUUUCUUGUUCCGUUUGAAAGCCAGCUGAGUAAUUUAGCAUUUAAUUUCUUGCAUGAUUCUUUUAAUGAAACAUGUCUUAUUAUCAAACAUGAGGGGUGGGGUAGGGUAGGGUGGUCUGUAUUAGGUAUGUUUUGCACCUUUAGUUAUUUCUACAUAUAAUAAACGGGAUUAUAAAUAUGUAUGUAUUUAUGUAUUUUUAUUCAGUAACAAAAUGUAUCUGGCAACCCAACUCAUAUGACUCCAUAUGGUUUACAGCAAUAAAACCUUAUUACAGAAACCAGUAAACUCGUGUAUGUAUCAGAUGGCAAAAUGCAAAUCCUCUGCAUUUAAAGUGUACUUGCUCUGCAAAUACAGAGCACUUCUAGUAAAGUUGAUGGCA
Ahaetulla prasina is the source of this 6347-nucleotide messenger RNA. RefSeq names its product zinc finger protein 850-like. Gene Ontology annotation, molecular function: DNA-binding transcription factor activity, RNA polymerase II-specific; RNA polymerase II cis-regulatory region sequence-specific DNA binding. Bases 3225 to 5621 code for a protein of 798 amino acids. Gene Ontology annotation, biological process: regulation of transcription by RNA polymerase II. The record is from RefSeq and is a predicted model, not a curated record. The transcript has 3 exons. NCBI's taxonomy places the organism in Eukaryota, Metazoa, Chordata, Lepidosauria, Squamata, Colubridae.